This is a messenger RNA of Ascochyta rabiei, 1143 nucleotides long. RefSeq lists its product as uncharacterized. The transcript is spliced from 3 exons. The record is from RefSeq and is a predicted model, not a curated record. Lineage: Eukaryota; Fungi; Ascomycota; Dothideomycetes; Pleosporales; Didymellaceae. Bases 1 to 1143 code for a protein of 380 amino acids.
AUGCCCCGCUUCUCGGCGCGUAAUGCUAUCGUCCUCGUCAACGUCUGCCUCCUUACACUCCUCUGCAUCCAUUUGAAGACAGUUCUUUGGGAUCAGAAUCCCGGGCGCGCUGUGGACGGCGCAGGCUCUCUAUUCGCCGACCUCGGCGACGACGAUGAUGGAUACGAUGGAGGGAAUGCGGAUGACCGCGAUGCCGUGCUUGGGUUGAACAGUGUGAAGUCGGACUCGGAGUGGAAGAGUGAGGAGGGCAAGACGCUGCGAGUCAACGGAGGCUCGAAAGGGAAUGCAUUGGAUGCUACGAAGCCUUCAGCCCAAAUUCUUGCAAAGGAGAGGAGAACAGCUGUUGUGGUCGCAAGCCAGGCGCGCGAGAACACGACUUGGAUCGCCGAGUUCUUUCCGCAGUGGGAGCAGAACAUAUACAGAGUCGACGAUCCGACUGCAAAGUUGACCGUGCCGAAGAACAAAGGGAGGGAGAGCAUGGUGUAUUUGACCUACAUCAUCGACCACUACGAUACUCUCCCUGACAACGUACUUUUCAUCCACCCCAAUCGCUACCAGUGGCACAACGAUGACCCCGAUUACGACGGCCUGCCUAUGCUGCGCCAUUUCCAGCUCCCAUACCUCGAAGAACAAGGCUACGUCAACAUCCGCUGCGCAUGGUCGUUAGGUUGCCCUGCUGAGAUCAAGCCGCUCGCCGAAGAGGGCGAACACAGGGAGGCGGUGCAUGCUGGUGGUGACUACAAGAAGGCCUUCCAAGUCCUCUUCCCGGAGAAGGAAGUGCCCAGGGAGGUUGGGGUCAGUUGCUGUGCGCAGUUUGCGGUGACCAAGGAGAAGAUCAAGGAGAGGAAAAAGGAGGAUUAUAUCAGGUACAGAGAAUGGCUUACGAGCACGGAUCUGGCUGAUAGUAUCAGUGGAAGGGUGUUGGAGUACUCAUGGCAUAUGGUCUUUGGUAAGGAGCCAGUUCAUUGCCCCAGCGCGAAAGAGUGCUAUUGCAAGGUUUUUGGCCUUUGUGACCUUGAUUGCAAAGACCCCAGUAGCUGUGAGGGUCGAUACAUCCUCCCGCCGUUUUCAAGUCUGCCCCAAGGCUGGCCUUUGGUAGGCUGGAAGGGUGAGCCAAGAAAAAGAUUCGGGAGUGAAGAGUGA